This is a messenger RNA of Cooperia oncophora, 291 nucleotides long. The record is from the annotation of a GenBank genome assembly. NCBI's taxonomy places the organism in Eukaryota, Metazoa, Nematoda, Chromadorea, Rhabditida, Trichostrongylidae.
AUGGAAGAAUUUAGCGAAAAUGGGAAGGUUGAUUAUUCGAGUAUGCAGAGCGAGGAAGUAUGGACAGGAACGGGAUACAGUGUUGCUUCGUUCAUGAUAGCAAAGAAACUGCGAAAUUAUGGCUUCGAUACGGCUCGAGGAGUCUACGAGAUGUGCUGGAAUCGAGCAGGACUUCAGUACCAAACCCCCGAAGCAGUAUUCGAGAGGAAGCAUUACCGGGCCAUUGGUUACAUGCGACCGUUAGCCAUCUGGGCAAUGCACCAUGUCCUCGAGAUGAACGCUACACGAUGA